AUGGCAACGAUGGAGAUCACCGAGGAAAUCAUCCAAGAACUCAGGUUUCGGUUUGAAGAGUCUGCGAUAAAAUGUUCAGAGCGAUGUCUAUACCAAUCAUCAAAAUGGGCAGCGGAGAUGCUAGACUCUCUUUUACCGGUCGACCAUGGAGAUACCGAUCCUGAAUCUCCAAUGGAUAUCGCGGAGCCUCCGCUGCCGCCAAUUAACCCAUAUUUAGGCGCGCAAGAUCCUACCGAAGCGGCCUUAGAAGCCCGGGAAUCCCACAAAUACCUCUUGGCCAAAUCAUACUUCGACACUCGGGAAUAUGACCGCUGUGCAGCCGUGUUUCUACCUCCAACUACACCUCCAGUACCUCUCUCUGUGUCCUCUCCCAACUCGAAAUCGAAACAACCCCGCACAUCACUCAAGGGCAAGGAGAAAUCAUCACCAUUCCAAGCCUCGAAAGGCCAACCGCGGAGCAAUCCGUACCCAAAAAUCAGUCAAAAGUCGCUAUUUCUUGCACUCUAUGCGAAAUACAUGGCUGGAGAGAAGCGCAAGGAUGAGGAAACAGAGAUGGUGUUGGGCCCAGCGGAUGGUGGAAUGGCAGUUAAUCGAGAACUACCGGAUCUCGCCCGUGGCUUGGAAGGCUGGCUCACGGAGCGAAGUGCUAGGGGACUGGACGAUCAGGGACAAGGAUGGCUCGAAUACUUAUACGCAGUUGUCUUACUGAAAGGGCGAAAUGAGGAACUGGCGAAGAAGUGGCUCAUCCAGAGCGUGCAUCAGAACCCAUUCCAUUGGGGGGCUUGGCAAGAGCUGGGUGACCUCUUGGCCAACAAUGAAGACCUAAAACAAAUCGUGGACCGUUUGCCCAAGAAUCUCAUGACCCUAAUUUUCCACACCUACAGCAGCCAGGAACUUUAUCAAACCACACCCGAGACAUACAAAGACCUUCACCAGCUUCAAACAUUGUUCCCUACCAAUGCAUUCCUCCAAACGCAAGAGGCGCUGCUUUAUUACCACGAUAAAGACUUUGACAAAGCGGCGGAGAUAUUUAAUGAAAUCUUGGCCACAUCUCCACACCGACUGGAUAGCCUUGAUCACUACUCCAAUAUACUAUAUGUCAUGGGUGCACGCCCUCAACUGGCCUUCGUCGCUCAGAUUGCGAUUGCCACCGACAAAUUCCGCCCUGAAACGUGCUGUGUUGUGGGCAACUACUAUUCUCUGAAAUCCGAGCACGAGAAAGCUGUGAUGUACUUCCGCCGUGCCCUGACGCUCGAUCGCAACUUCUUGUCGGCAUGGACCCUAAUGGGCCACGAGUACAUCGAGAUGAAAAACACUCAUACUGCCAUCGAAUCAUACCGUCGUGCUGUUGAUGUCAAUCGCAAAGACUACCGCGCUUGGUACGGUCUAGGCCAAGCAUAUGAAGUCCUCGAUAUGUCUUUCUACGCCCUGUUCUAUUACCAACGAGCAGCCGCUCUGCAGCCAUACGAUCCAAAAAUGUGGCAGGCAGUAGGGUCAUGCUAUGCAAAGAUGGGCCGCGUCGAGCAAAGUAUCCAAGCCCUGAAACGUGCCCUUGUUGCUGGGGCCUAUUACGCAGACGGUGGUUCAGGCAUCGGUUCAAGUCCCGGUCCUGGUACCCGGAAGAUCCUCGACGCAGAAACAUUACACCAGAUCGCAACUCUUUACGAACGACUAGGUGAUGAGGAAGAAGCGUCCGCUUACAUGGAAUUGACCCUGCAACAAGAAUCUGGCGGUGCCCCCGUGAAUGAGGAAGGAAAUUCGGAUGAUGAGGAUGAGUACUCUUCUUCUUCUGAGCAUGCUACCCACAGCGAUGAAGCUGAGAAUUCCGAUGAUGGAGACGAUGUACCUAAGCAACGUCGCCGGAAACCUCGUCCGAGGACUUCCUCACUUGCUAUGCAGAAUGAUGACUACACCGCUAGUGAAACAUGGCACCAUGGCACUGGCCCUACGGCAACUACUUCUAGAGCCCGCUUGUGGCUGGCGCAGCAUGCUUUGCGCCAUGGUGACCUCGAUCGCGCGGAUCUAUUAGCAGGGGAACUUUGUCAGGAUGGGUUUGAAGUGGAAGAAGCGAGGGCACUUAUGAGUGAUGUUCGGGCUAGACGGGAAGGUGGCGGUUAG
Molecule: messenger RNA, 2118 nt
Organism: Penicillium longicatenatum
Lineage: Eukaryota; Fungi; Ascomycota; Eurotiomycetes; Eurotiales; Aspergillaceae
Product: anaphase promoting complex subunit CDC23
Exons: 4
Coding region: 1-2118 (705 amino acids)
Biological process (GO): cell division
Cellular component (GO): anaphase-promoting complex
Molecular function (GO): protein binding
Source: RefSeq, a predicted model, not a curated record